Varroa destructor (honeybee mite) is the source of this 4348-nucleotide messenger RNA. RefSeq names its product nose resistant to fluoxetine protein 6-like. The record is from RefSeq and is a predicted model, not a curated record. NCBI's taxonomy places the organism in Eukaryota, Metazoa, Arthropoda, Arachnida, Mesostigmata, Varroidae. Gene Ontology annotation, molecular function: acyltransferase activity, transferring groups other than amino-acyl groups.
AAGAAGUCCAAGCGUUUCACUUCUGUUGAUGAUCACCUCACCAUUUCUGGAUAGACGGCGUUAUCUUUGGGAAAAUCGGUCGGUGCAUGAUACGUUAGCUCAGACGCACAAACCGCGUGAGACGGCGAUGCACUAAUUGAAGUAGAGGUAUUCAAGAGAGCCCCAGUAAGGUGCCUUUGGACGGAGAGUUAGCGCAUUUUUGUACGACGAAAGAACCGGCAUAACGAUAGGAAGUUUAGGAUGCAAGCUUCAUUUAAUCUCGUACAGGUUAUGUGCGGUGCUCUAUUGUUGUUGCAUCCAGCCAGAGCCAAAUCAAUCGUUAACUAUCUUCAAGCUAAGGUUUCUUCAGAAUGGAAUGAAGAUCUUGAACCUGUAAUUGAAUCGAUCACUGGUAGAAUUCAAAAGAUGCUUCUUUCAACUGGCGCAGAUAUCGUAUACGACGAGACUUUGUCAUUCGAAUGUCUUCGAAGUCUUGUAAGAAUCGCGACGGGCCUCCGAGAUCGAAAAGUGUGGGCGUUGAAAUUCCUUGAUUCAAACGGAGCUUUCACCAUCAACAAAAUCGAUGGAAGCGUCGCCUCAAUCGGAGGAUACGACGAAUGUCUCUCAAUUAGAGUACCUCAGAUAGACCAGACAAACAAGUUAGAUUUCGCCGGGAAGUAUUGCUCAGUCUCAGUUCACGUCGAUCGCCAACCGAUGUUGUACAGGCUACUUCCAGAAAUUGCUGUUCAGGAGCCGAUACUUCUGGAAUUUCUGGGCAGUCCGAAUGCCACAUGGGCGCUGGAGAUGAUGGAGAGGCUGCCACUUGGCAUGAGGGUUGGUAUUUGUCUGCCAUCGAAAUGUGAAGACUCCGUUGUUACGCAUUUAGUACAAAAAUUCGGAGGAAAAUAUGGCAUCAGGGCAAAACCACUCGCAUGCAGGGACGAUGUGACAGCAGAGCCUUUCCACGCUGGCAUUUGGAUCGCUGGAUUCGUAUUUCUAAUAGCGAUAAUUCUUGUCGUAUGGGGAACUAUAGGUGAUUGUCGAAACUCUCCAAAUGACCAAGAUUUUUCAGUACGGCUAAUGCGAUGCUUUUCUGUUAGGGUCUCGUACCUCAAGCUCACAGCAAGUGAAGUUAUGGAAGGAAACCGCGACGUCGAUUGCAUUCACGGCAUCCGUGUUCUGAGCUCCCUGUGGAUUCUACUGUCUCAUACGUUCCUCGGGGAUCCUGCACUGUAUGAUCGAGGGUUGCACUUCCUGGUCGUUCUGCGUAGUCCCGUAUUCAGCAUUGUUACGCAAGGAAUACUGGCCGUGGACAGCUUUUUUGCCCUCACCGGGAUCCUAGUCUACCGGAAACUCUAUCAAGGCAUUACAAAGGAUCGUAUUUUAGAAAAGGUACCAGUAGUGCAAUUCGUGUCUGUGAUGAUACUUCGGCGCGCGUUACGUCUUCUUGUCCCCGCGCUAGCGGUCAUUUGUAUGCUCUAUUUCCUGCCAGUUGUGACUUCGGGACCCGGUAUGGACGCUUUCUACCCGUUUUUCCGCAGGAAUUGCGACCAACGGUGGUGGACACAAUUAUUUUUUAUCAACAAUUGGUGGAGCUUUGAACUCGCUUGCAUGGGUAACCAAUGGUAUAUUGCGGCAGACAUGCAAUUGCUUAUCAUCUUGAUCCUACCGACAGUUCUAAUGGUGUACCGACCCUACCAAGGCGUUUUUGUGCUCGGCCUUCUCAUCGUUUUCUCAAAUGCCUACACAGCUUUUCUUACAAUUUACUACGAUGCUACACCCACAUACUUAAUUUUGCCCCGACAAGCACUUAAGGUGAUGCAGUUUGCCCUGCGUAUCAGUGAUCAGGCGCUUCCGUAUUUGGCCACAGUAUGUAUAGGCAUCCUGGGGGGUCAUUAUAUAGAGCAUUACAAAAACCGCGAGAUUUCCCCGAUGGUCACGAAGAUUUGUUGGUCCUUGAUCGGACUGGUGUCGUUUAUUAUCGUGUUUGUAGUCAAUGUGUGGCACCGAAGAGGGUCGGUGAGUCAAAUCGAAGCGGUGCUAUACGGAUCUCUCUAUAGGCCCCUAUGGGGUGCAUGCGUUGUAUGGGUAGUUUUUUUCUGCGCUUCGGGAAAAGCUCCCUUCGUCCGAUGGAUACUAAAUCGGCCAAACGUAAUGAUCCUGAGUCGCUUGUCCUACUGUUUCUAUCUGUGCCAGUACAUCGUUAUAAUGUUGAAGAAUUUCACAGGAAGAUACAUGGUCGCGUUCACCUAUUACCAAAACUUCCGUGACUUCUUUGCAGAUGCGAUCUUCAACUACCUUCUGGCAGUUUUCAUAUUUUUUAUAUUCGAGGCUCCAACGUACGCUCUCGACAAGUUAGCUUUCGCAAAGCAAGAAGCCAGAUCAGGCCGAGCACAGAUUAACGACCAAAAAGACAUAAAAUAUGUGAAUCAGGUCUUUGAUACACCAAACGGAAGUGUUUUGAAAGCAUCAAGUAGAGCCGCGCUAGAAUCGACGCACGAUAUCCCCUUCGCGCUCAUCUAUAGGCUAUGAGAAUUAACUGCCAAACGGCAAUCUGGAAAUCGCCACAUCGUUCAAUAUCUACUAUUGUAUUAAGACAAAAUGCUCUGAAAUCUACUGGAAUCGCGGGCAGAUACUCUCGAAUAUUCUACAUAUAACGUAUGCGAAAUUUUUUAAACGAACCUAAAAUAAUUAGUAAAAACGAGAAACAUGUUGUGGUUUGCCACGAACCGAAUACGCACAAUCGUGCCAGAAGCCAUAUUUUUCUUAUUUUACAUGAUAACAGUAACGCAUAAUGAGCACUUACGGGUGUCAAGUAGGCACAUGAGUUGCACGUAAUUACAUAAGUUAAUUUGCGUGAAUGACUAGACUGAGCAUGCUCCUGUAUUUUUGGCAAGUUAUGAAAGUAACAAAUAAAUACAAAGGUAAAUUUAGAGAACUCUCGCAAAGCUAUUUACGGAAAUUUUAGUUGACUGUAAAAAUAUGUACUGGCUGGUCAAAAAGGUAUUCAUUGUUGUCCUGCUUGAGUGGCUUUCAAGUCACAUACCUUAGGUUAUAUCAGUCUCAGCGCAUUUGACAUCUAGUUUUGGCAGUGUCUUCAUGUAGAUAUGAGAUAGAGCGUUUUGUGAAGAUUCUCUAUAUUUUACAAUACUAUUACGACAGCUGCUGCCCAGGACGAUAAAAAAAAAAACUUCGUAUUGCGUUAUCGGAAGAGAUAAUAGAAACUUCUGACGUUUACGUUCUGAAAAUUUGAACGCGAAAGAUGGAUUAGUCGAUAGCUUAUACAAGAAGUUAAUGAAACUAUGCGUAAACAGCCCCAAUAAAAGCGUCCAUCAGCAAACACGUUUAAACUAUUUGAGGGAAGUUAGCUACGAAAAAGCGUGAUGUCUGAAGGUCACAUGAAUUGAUGCAAAAUAACCUGCCUCUACGAAAUUCUAGAAGAACGUAACGAAAUCGAGUCGUUUCCAAGGCAAUAAUGCGCAAACAAAGACCGACGUCCAAGGAGGCGGUCCAAGGAGGUACCUGCUAAAGCUGCCACUGCCUGGCAAGACGAUUAAUCUACCAAUUCUACUGUCAACAAAUAAUAUGAUUACAGUAAGAUAUUGGAAAUAUCGGCCGGAAUCAGCAGGUAGAAUAGUUGUCGUGUUUCACCAUAACAGCGUCGGACCAUGUACAUUGUCGGCGGUUAGGCAAACGCUGAGAAAAUUCGGACGAAAAAUUUGAACGCCGACGUCUUGCCGCCGAUAGAUCCUAAUGUUGUUAUUUUAUUUCAAUGGAGAGAUACAAGAAUGAAACACGGAAGUCCUACAGUGAUUAACUGGCUUAAGGUCUUAUAGGAAAAUUGCGGAAAAUCAAUUAAAAAAGCGCAUACUCAGUUUGGUGACAUUAUUUCUAAUAUAAAAACAUAUUUGGGCUUAAAGAGAGUUAAUAUUUCCUGAUGAUAUUUCAAUAUGAUGAGCUGUUGUUGCUUCCUUAAUUCGUCGUUUCGGGCGAAACCGGCUUUAGAGUGUUUGCACACUUCAGCCAGAUUAGCUCAGUGAAUAUUCAGUUGGUUUUGUUUACAUGCCUAUUUUUUUUAUAGUGAAGCUUUUAGCAAUAUUGCGCAUAACAGAACAUUGUAUUGAGUUUGGUUAACAAGUACAACUACCUCGGUGUUAGGCGAGCAAGCAGCGACUUCAUAGAUGACAGCUGUGAAGUGCGACUCUGCCUUCCUGUUCACCUCUGAAACGCUCUGACGUGUUAGAAAUCUAAAACAUUUUACGGUUAACCUACGUGUAUUUGUAUGUAACGUCUAAAAUAAAGACAACAAACAUAUCCUUCGGAUUCGUCAUCGCUUUUCUCGCCUAGUGCAUGGUAAUAAAAUAAAGGA